AUGUUGUAUCAAAUUUAUAUUCCUGUGUUACUUUCUCUUAUCACAUCCGCAUCCGCUUAUUGGAUACAAUUCAAUGCCAAGUCUAGAUGCGCCAGUAAAGAAACUCUGCGUUCAUGGAGCGGAUCAACAAAUAGAGGGUGUCAAGCACGCUUCUCCAAAACAGCCAAUUCGGUAUUCGUCAUGAAUACUGGUACAUCGGAUGACAACACAGUGGUCGUUUUUUAUUCCUCGCAAGACUGUAAUCCCGAAAGUGCCAUUGCACGGGUCGAAAGUGGAUGUGUUGAAAUCGAAAGCGAAAAUCUUGGAACCAAAUAUCAGUCAUUCAAUGUUAUUCGAAAGUUUGAUUCAGCAAGGAUUACGCCGGUUUCGAAGAAUGAGUUUGGGUAUCAACAUGGUGGAAUAAAGCUCUAUAAAGGUGUGGAGUAUCGUUGGUUGAAGCAGCUUGACGGAUCAUUUCGAGGAGUAUUUCCGGAGGAAUGGGAUGAUGCUAUUUUGAAGCAAAGAAAAAUAACCACCUCCGUGAGCUGA
Molecule: messenger RNA, 528 nt
Organism: Botrytis byssoidea
Lineage: Eukaryota; Fungi; Ascomycota; Leotiomycetes; Helotiales; Sclerotiniaceae
Exons: 1
Coding region: 1-528 (175 amino acids)
Source: RefSeq, a predicted model, not a curated record